CGCGUUCAUCCAAAAGAGGGGACUGUGUUUAAAGGUGGCAAUCGAGGGUUUGCUUCUGGCGGCUGCACAAAAUGCUCAACUCGCAGAGAUCCCUGUCUGAGCUGCCCAAGAUGUCCGCUGCUAGUCAAGUGGAGAGGGCUGUGCUGGAGGAGGAAUUCAACUGGCUCCUUAAAGAAGAAGUGCAUGCUGUCCUAAAGCAGCUACAGGAUGUCCUCAAGGAAGCAUCGAGACGUUUCUCCAUGCCGACACCAGGUCUGGAGAGUCAGCUCAAACAGGAAAACUUCAUCCUCGGCAGCUCAACCAUGGAUCAAGUGAAGGGGGUGCUGACUCUGCAGGGAGAGGCUCUGACUCAGGCUGACAUAAACCUGAAGGUGGCAAAGAGCAGCCAAGCGCUGCACUUUCAGUUCAGAGAGGACAAGCAGUGGAAACUACAGCAGAUCCAGGAUGCCAGGAAUCAUGUGAACCAGGCUCUGCAGCUGCUGAGCAGCCAUGAUGAGAGCUACCACUUCAAGACUGGAGCGGAGGUUAAUAAGCUCAUGGAUGCAGUGAUGCUCCAGCUGACACGAGCACGCAACCGCCUCACCACCCCGGCCUCCAUGACACUACCUGAGCUGGCCACCAGUGGUCUGAUGAAAAUGUUCUCUCCUCCCAUGCCCGGGGAUGUGAUGGUGAACUUCUACAUCAACUUAAGCAAACUGUGUCUGACUGUGUACCAGCUUCAUGUGCUGCCUCCCAACACCACUAAGAAUUUCAAGCCAGCUGGAAGCUCAGUGUUGCACAACCCCGGAGCAAUGUUCGAGCUCAACAAUAACCGGUUUGAAGUGAGCCACGUUCACAAGGUGGAGUGUGUGGUGCCUUGGCUCAAUGAUACACUGGUAUUCUUCACCAUCUCCCUGCAGCUCUGUCAGCAGCUCAAGGACAAGAUCUCUGUCUUCUCCAGUUUCUGGAACUACAGACCUUUCUAAUCCACCUCCUGUCCAUCCUCCAGAGACCGGUCAGACCCAAACUAACCACACAAGUGUAAGGGACAUCCUGGGAAGGUUUUUAUUUUUUCUAUGUUUAUCAUCCAGUCAUUCUGUUUCAAGUGUUGCAUGAUUAGCUGGAGCCAAACAAACCCUAACAGAUAUCAUGUUCGCCAUUCCCAGUUGUGUUAGCCCAGCUGACAGAUAUUUCUCUCAUGUAUGUGUAUUGGAUCUCCCAGCACUGACUUGAACUUCUCAAUGAAUGAAUGUGAUUGUUGCUGAUUUACUAUUAGAAUUAUUUUUUGUUACAUUCAAGGAACUUAGUGCUGACAGAGUAUUCAUCUGGUUCUUCAUCCCAAAGUCUUCUGAACGGUCUUGUUGUGUGAAACACUAAUUUGUGCACUCAGGGUUAGAAGACUAAGCAGCACUAAGAGGACACAGUGGGAGACUUUUUUCUGGAAUACGUUUGGUCCCUUCACAGCAGUUUUAAAGUUUCUUCGACUUUCUGCACUCCCUCACGAUAUAGUCCUCGUUUCUUCAGGCACCUCAUUUUACAUGUCGAAGUCAAUGUUGUCAAGCCGUGUUAGCACUGCUGAGGCAGCGUGUAAUGCCCUCUGCAGGAGCUUUGUCGUGUCUGAGCGAGUGUCCUGAGGUGUUGUCUAACCUGCAGCUGGUUUGCUGUGGUCUCCAGCAGUGGAUAAGUUGGCCCACAGAUUUCUGAGAGAACAUCUGUGUUAGAAACUGAAAGAAGUGGCCAUGUUUUAUGAAGCAGGGCCUAAAAGGCACUGAUGAGUCGCAUUACAGGACUGGUGAGAUCCAGUGUUUUUGGAAUUACCUAUGUUAGGAACUAAAAGUCAGGAUAUCACAACCUUUGCAGCCCAGAUUGUGACUGGUCUUAUGUACUCAUUUAUUUAUCUCUCUGUUGUGCGGCCCAAAGACACUGGAGCGACCUUUGAAUCUCUGCAUGUCCAGUACAUCCAGCAGUACUAAUGAAGCCGUCCAGAGCACUAUCUGCCCAGGGUAUCCUAGAUGACACUUCUAUUAGAAGAAAGCCCACUUACUCUGGAUUUGGAGGAUUUGUCUCAGUUUCUCUAAUUCCAGAAUUAUUCUUACGAGACAGGUUUUAGGUCAAGUUUAAAGCUGUGGGUGUUACAACAGUGUACUGGGGAUGCAGCAGUAUUGCAAAGGGAAGGCAGAAGUUUUGCAAAACGUCUUAGCUGUGAGGGGAUGCAGUUGUAUUAGGAAAACAUUUCCCACUAUGAUCUUUUAGGGGAUUCACACAUGUUGGUGACAGAAAGUGUGUUUCCUCAUUCACUGACAGUAUAGUAUCAUCUGUUUGUGGCUCAGUUCCAGUGUCUGUCCUUCCAGACCCUGACUCAUUCCUUGGGGUUGUUCAAGGUAAUCACCCACAGUACAACACAGGGGUAAAAACUGAAGUGCGAAACAAAAGGAAAAAAAAACAACAGUGGAGUGCCCACAGAGGUCAGCUUAUCCAGGUAGCAUGACAUCACAUGGUGCAGUCCACUCACUCACACAAGGUUUGGAACCCUCACCCCCUGCUGUACUUGUGCACUUAGAGGAAUACUGCAUAGACUUAGAGCACUGUCAGACUCACAGUGGACAGUAAACUGCAGCAGAACCAGAGAUAUUGUGUUUCGUCUCUCUAAAGAUUUCUUCUUCCUUGUCAAAACCUGUCACCUACAUUACCCACAAUGCCACUCAACACACAACAGUUGGGUCAGACAUUGUGUUUCAUGCACUUCUGUAUUAUUAAGUGCCACGUCUGAAAUAUCUGACAUCUGUGCUUUCAGAAAAAUCAGUUUCCAAGUUGGAAUUACGACCAGUUGGAAACUGGUAAUUCUGAGAUCUCUGGUAUGACAGGAACAUGGCAUUAGGGUGGGCACUGGAUCUGGGCCUGUUUGUUUGUUUUUGUUAUUGAUCAUUAUCCCAUUUGGUGGAAAUGACACAACUCACAUUCCCUGUUAACUACAUGGAUAUGUCUAAAUGAUAAGCUACUCGUCACGUCUGUUGUUGUAACCUUUGAUUUCAAGUGUUUGUCCGCUCUAUGUUCAUAUUUAUUUGAGAUGUUUUGCACAUAUGUUGUUGAUUCCCUGUGAACCAAACACUAAUCCAAUCAUGAACAAAUGACUUCAUUCCAGUAAGUGUUAAUCUAUUUAAAAAGCUGUCUGUCAUAUAUAAUGUGGAAAUAAUUUAUCUGAUAUCUGUGCAAUAAAAAUAUUCAAC
Chelmon rostratus (copperband butterflyfish) is the source of this 3206-nucleotide messenger RNA. It is a transcript of the gene rogdi, whose product is annotated as rogdi atypical leucine zipper. Gene Ontology annotation, cellular component: RAVE complex. The transcript is spliced from 11 exons. The coding region runs from base 72 to 965 and encodes 297 amino acids. The record is from RefSeq and is a predicted model, not a curated record. Lineage: Eukaryota; Metazoa; Chordata; Actinopteri; Chaetodontiformes; Chaetodontidae.